AUGGCUGAAGAAGAGGAUAUAGAGUUACUGGAACAAAUGCUCUUAGCUGAAGAAGCAGGGGAGCAAAAGAGCAAACCAAAAGAAUGCAGAGAAUCACUCGUUAGACCACAGAAAAACACAUAUUUGGAUGACAGUUCAGACGAAGAAGAAAAUAAGGAAUUGUACAGUAAAUAUAAUGAUUAUGGACGUGACAUCAACAAGAAGUUGAAGGAAGCAGAAGAAGUGAAAAAGUUUAAUUCAAUUAAAAUGACAAAUGAAUCGCCAGCGAAUGGAAUGUUUAAAAGUUUACAGCCGUCACUUCCAGCAACAUCCUUAUCACUUACUAGACCAAUUUCAAAUAGUACACCUACUAAUGGAUUAACAAGCAAGGAAACAGUCUUCUGUGAUCCAAUAUUCGGUAUUAAAAUCAUUAAUCCAGCAAUUUCAAGUAUAGUCAUGAAGGAACGAAUGACAGGUAAAAUGCCAGUUGGCGUUCAAAGAGCUAGAUUCCAUACAGAACGGGGAGAUAGAUCACAAGAUUGGGUAUUAGCUGGUGUAAUUGUUGGCAAAGCACCAGUAAAAACAACGCAAAAAGGUGAUCAGUUCUCAAUUUGGACGAUUUCUGAUCUUCGUGGUGAAAUUAAGUUGGUCACGUUGUUCCUGUUUCGAGCAGCACAUAGAGAAUUGUGGAAAAAUAACUUAGGAACUGUUAUUGCCAUUCUUAAUCCGCAGAUACUUGAACGAAAAGAUGAUAAAGUUGAGGCUGUCUUGUCAGUAUCUGACAAUAAAGCAGUGAUGAUUUUAGGACAGUCAAAGGAUUUAGGACAUUGCAAGUCUAAGAAGAAUAAUGGAGAUAUUUGUGGUGCAAUAGUUAAUAAAUCUGACUGUGAUGUCUGCAUAUUCCACAUGAAAAAGGAAUACGGAAAGUUUAAAAGAUCCGAGCUUCAAUCUGAUGGACUUGGUCGUGGCUUACAAGACUUAAGAAACAAAGUUUUGGGAAAAAGUGAAGUUUUCUAUGCUGGACAGUCUUUUCAAGCACAAAAAGCUAAAAAGCCAGUCAAACAAAUGCUUAAAGAUAAAGACAGGCUGACAACAUUGUCAGAAUAUUAUUCAGUUCCUUAUAAUAGUGAGGCACCAAUCACAUCAGGAACAAUUCAUGCUAGACAAAUGAGUCAUGCUCCAAAUGGCAUGCAAAGUGAUUCACCAGCAGCUAUGGCUGUAAAACGUGCAGCAUCACUUGAUUUAACUGGUUCUCAAAGAAAAAAGGACAUUGAACGAUUAAAGAUGUUGCAAGGAACAGAUUCACCGCAAUUAUUGUUGACCCCUAAAUUUGAAAAGGAGAAACAAAGCUUGUAUCCUAAACAAUCUCCAAAAGUUGAGGAACAACCAAAAAAGGAUCCAAACUUUGUCCCUAAACUGUCUGGCGAGAAUCUCACUUUCUCAUUUUCAGUUCCGAAGACUAAGAAUGACGUAGCAAAGCAAAAAGCACUUCAAGUGCUUAAAAAGAAGCCUUUAGAGACAUCAAAUCCAAAUCUCAUAAAAUAUAGAGGAACUGACGCUGGCAAAAAGAGAAUUGCUGACGAACUCAACACGUCACUAGAAAAUGAUCCAAAAAAAGCAAAAUUAGCUGUGGACGAUGAGGCACAGAAGAAGAAAGACUUUAUCAACAGAAUGAUGAAUGCUAAAUCAGCACAUGGAGACUUAGCUGAAAAUCUGGAACGAGAGAAGCAACAAAAAUGUAUGGAUCGACUUGAAAAGAAGGAAGCUAUGGAGGAACGAAUGGCAAAUACGAUGGAAAUGAAGUGUAAAGCAGUGAUAUGCAGGAAAUGCAAAUACAUCUACUUCUCAGCGAGUGAAAUGUGUAAGGAACAACGACACGAGCUUAAAGUAGUUGAUGCCACAAAGCGAUUCUAUCAAUGCAGUGACUGUAAAAAGCGAACCAUCACAUUAUUCAGGAUUCCACGAGAUCCAUGCAGAAAUUGCAAUUCUAUGAAUUGGAAAAGAACUGGAAUGCUUGCAGAACGUAUUGCUUAUCUUGGCGAGCAGCUUAGUAUUCGUGGGGAUGAAGAAAUGUUUGUUGGAAGUGCAUCAAGGGCUAAUGUUAAUUUAUUGGUUCCAGAAAGUGAAAAAUAA
Molecule: messenger RNA, 2112 nt
Organism: Chironomus riparius
Lineage: Eukaryota; Metazoa; Arthropoda; Insecta; Diptera; Chironomidae
Source: the annotation of a GenBank genome assembly